CCGAGUGCUCAAGCCUGCCUGACUGCCUGUUCGCCUGCUUAGCUUAGCUGUUACGUCGCCGCCAUGAAGCCGCUGUUCGGGAAGAUCGUAUCCAACAAGAUGCAGAAGUCGGUGCUGGUGGAGGUGGCCCGCAUCGUGAAGGACCCCAAGUACGGCAAGUACUACAAGAAGACCAAGAAGUUCAUGGCCCACGACGAGGAGAACGUGUGCAACAUCGGCGACUUCGUGCGUCUGUCGGCCACGCGCCCGCUGUCCAAGCGCAAGCGCUGGAACGUCGAGGAGAUCACGCGCAAGGCCGAGGUGUAAGGAGGAGCUCGUUGGGGGAGCGCUGCGUCGACGGAGGAGGCCCCGGACACUGCGACAGAGGAUGCAGGAGUUUUGCGGGGGCAGAGGAGACGACGCAGCGCGUGUAUUAGCAGAGCAGAAACACCGUGGAAAGUAAGUUAGAGUUGAUUUCCCAGUCU
Messenger RNA from Phytophthora sojae, 464 nucleotides. RefSeq lists its product as hypothetical. Gene Ontology annotation, biological process: translation. The transcript has a single exon. The record is from RefSeq and is a predicted model, not a curated record. Lineage: Eukaryota; Oomycota; Peronosporomycetes; Peronosporales; Peronosporaceae. Bases 64 to 306 code for a protein of 80 amino acids. Gene Ontology annotation, cellular component: ribosome; mitochondrion. Gene Ontology annotation, molecular function: structural constituent of ribosome.